This is a messenger RNA of Trichoderma breve, 945 nucleotides long. RefSeq names its product domain of kin17 curved DNA-binding protein domain-containing protein. Gene Ontology annotation, cellular component: nucleus. Gene Ontology annotation, molecular function: double-stranded DNA binding. The record is from RefSeq and is a predicted model, not a curated record. Bases 1 to 945 code for a protein of 314 amino acids. Lineage: Eukaryota; Fungi; Ascomycota; Sordariomycetes; Hypocreales; Hypocreaceae. Gene Ontology annotation, biological process: DNA damage response; DNA replication. The transcript has 2 exons.
AUGCCCAAAGCAGAGGUUGGCUCAACCAAGUACUUGGGCAACAAGCUCAAGUCAAAAGGACUCCAGCGCCUGAGAUGGUACUGCCAAGUCUGCGAAAAGCAGUGUCGCGACGCCAAUGGAUUCAAGAUGCACACCCAGUCCGAAAGCCACGUGCGACAAAUGCUCGUCGUCGGCGAGGAUCCGAAAAAGUUCAUCAACCAGUAUAGCGACGAGUUCCUGAAGGACUUUCUGUCGCUGCUCAAGACGGCCCAUGGAGAGAAGCAAGUCCAGAUCAACCAGUUCUACCAGGAAUAUAUUGCCAACAAAGAGCACAUUCACAUGAACGCGACGAAAUGGCCGUCGUUGACCGAAUUCGCCAAAUAUCUGGGAAAAGAAGGUAUAUGCCGGGUGGAGGAGACGGAAAAGGGUCUUCACAUUAGCUGGAUUGACAACUCGCCCGACGCUCUUCGACGACAAGAGGCGCUGAGGAGGAAGGAAGCCCAGGAUCAGGGCGACGAAGAAAUCGAGCAGCGCAUGAUUCGAGAACAGAUCAAACGAGCACAGCAGAGCGCCGGGAAACGCGAUGGAGAAGGCGAAGAGGAGUCAGAAGACAGGGAACUCAAAAGACAAGAUGGCGAGAAAAUAAAGCUGUCGUUUGGCGCGAAGCCUAAGCCGGAGCCGGAGUCCAAAUCUACAGAAGAUCAGCCUGAAGGACCAAAAGAUGCCGAAAAGAACGAGGGGACAGAUGCCGCCGCGUCAAAGGAGGAGCCAAAGCCAACGAAGAACGUCUUUGCCCAGGCAAAGAAGAACGCGUUGGCUUCAGGGUCGAAGAAGGGUUCCGUAUUUCAACAGCCCAAGAAAAUGAGCGAGGCCGAGAGGAUCAUGAAGGAAGAGAUGGAGAGGAAGAGACCCAGCGGCUCGGUCGGGUUUGGGAUGCCUAGCGGUAAAAAGCAGAGGAAUCAUUGA